UGCCUCACGAACAAGUCUUUUGUAACGUUUAAAGAUUUAACGCUCCCUUUCUCUCACUCUUGCUUUUGCUUUGGUUUUUACGGUCUCUUGGACCAAAACCUCUCAGCAAAGGAGGAACUCCUGCUCUUUCCUUGUUGUAAACUAGUCAGUAGUCACACCAGAAAACAGAUAAAAGGAAAACCAAGAAAUUAAGGAGAUGGGAUCUGGGAGCUUUCUCAAAGUGGUGGCGAAGAACUUCGACGUUCUUGCUGGGCCUUUGGUUACUCUGGUUUAUCCUCUAUACGCCUCCAUUAGGGCAAUAGAGUCCAAGUCCCAUGAAGAUGAUAAGCAGUGGCUCACUUACUGGGUUCUAUAUUCUAUGCUUACCCUCUUCGAGCUUACCUUCGCAAAAGUUAUUGAGUGGCUCCCCUUUUGGCCGUAUGCAAAACUGAUUGCCACCUGCUGGUUGGUAUUGCCAUACUUCAGUGGGGCUGCAUAUGUUUAUGAGCAUUUUGUUAGACCUUUCUUUGUAAACCAGCAGACAGUUAACGUCUGGUAUAUCCCAAGGAAGGAGGACAUUUUCAGUAAGCCAGAGGACAUUCUUACAGCUGCAGAGAAAUACAUUGCAGAGAAUGGAAUUCACAGGGUUGACACAGAAACAACAUCAAGAAAAAAUGACAAAUACAUGAUCUUUGAUCAUGACUAUUAGGCAUUAGAAGUUUUUAUUUUCUCUUUGGCAAAGUAACUAAUGGUAAGGCAAAUGCAUCUGCAUUCUAGUAGAACUGCCUCCAUAUAUAGUUGUUGGUUUUCACGUGUCUUUUUGUUAGAUAUUGCCUAUGUUGUUCAAAGAUACUCGUUUGUUUUAUACACAUGUAAUUAAUUAAUUAUGUGGUUUGCUCUUUUGCCUUGUA
This is a messenger RNA of Nelumbo nucifera (sacred lotus), 890 nucleotides long. RefSeq names its product HVA22-like protein a. Lineage: Eukaryota; Viridiplantae; Streptophyta; Magnoliopsida; Proteales; Nelumbonaceae. The record is from RefSeq and is a predicted model, not a curated record.